GCGGCCGCGCGCAGGGACUGGCGACCCUCAGGUAGCGGCCGCACGGGCCCGCCGGGCCAUCCCCGUGGGGCCCACAUCCAUCUCGGUGCAGAGCCGAGCCGGUCGCGCGGGGUCGGGCGCGGGGGACGGUUCCGGCUUUUCCGAUCAGGAGGAACCAGGGCACGCGCUGUGACCGGACUGCGGCGGCGCGCGGCCUGCCUACUUCCCACCCCGGCAUCGAACCCGCCGCUCGCGGGCCCAGCGCCACGUCCUCGGGGGUUCCGGAGGCUGCCGGCACGUUCCUGACCAGCGAACGCGCCCCCGGGGCACGCACUUGGGUUGGGCGGGCGCCCAGGAGCGGAGCACAGCGGUGCCCAGGAACGAUGCCAGGCGGGAAGGGCGGAAUUUGCGGCGAAUUUGGAGCGCGCUGGCCUCUUCCCGGCGGAUGGACCCCACAGUGUAUGCUGAGCUGUUGAAAGAAUCUGGCAACCAGGUUCUUAAGAACGGAAACUUCUCUUUGGCCAUCCGAAAGUACGAUGAAGCCAUCCAGAUUCUCCUGCAGUUAUACCAAUGGGGGGUUCCCCCGAGGGACUUGGCUGUGCUGCUGUGCAACAAAUCAAAUGCAUUUUACAGCCUCGGGAAGUGGAAUGAGGCAUUUGUUGCUGCCAAGGAAUGCCUCCAAUGGGAUCCAACCUACGUGAAGGGUUACUACCGAGCUGGUUAUUCCUUGCUGAGGUUGCUCCAGCCUUAUGAAGCCGCCCGCAUGUUUUUUGAGGGUCUGCGACUUGUGCAGAGAAGCCAAGACCAGGCACCGGUGGCUGAUUUCCUUGUUGGGGUCUUCACCACUAUAAGCAAUGACUCCAUUGUUUUGCAAAGUUUCUUGCCUUGCUUUGAUCAUAUUUUCACAACUGGAUUCCCAACCGAAGUGUGGCAAUCUGUAAUAGAAAAGUUGGCAAAGAAAGGAUUGUGGCAUCCUUUUCUACUUCUGUCAGCAAAAAAAGACCGGCUGCCAAGGAAUAUUCACGUCCCAGAGUUAUCACUGAAAAGUCUCUUUGAGAAAUACGUUUUCAUUGGACUGUAUGAGAAGAUGGAACAGGUGCCCAAGUUAGUCCAGUGGCUCAUCUCCAUUGGUGCAAGUGUUGAGACUAUAGGACCAUAUCCCCUUCAUGCCCUCAUGCGACUCUGUAUCCAAGCCAGGGAAAACCAUCUUUUCCGGUGGUUAAUGGAUCACAAACCCGAGUGGAAAGGCCGCAUCAACCAGAAGGAUGGGGAUGGCUGUACUGUCCUCCACAUCGUCGCUGCCCACUCCCCAGGAUACCUCAUCAAGCGACAAACGGAGGAUGUGCAGAUGCUCCUGCGCUUUGGAGCAGACCCCACUUUGCUGGAUCGACAGUCUCGGUCUGCCGUGGAUGUCCUGAAGAGGAAUAAGAACUUCAAAGCCAUCGAGAAAAUCAACAGUCACUUGGAAAAGCUGGCUGCGUGUUCUAAGGACCUAGCAGGAUUCAGCAAUGGUGAUGGACCCACUAGUGAAAACGACAUUUUCAGGAAGGUCUUGGAGCAGCUGGUGAACUAUGUGAACUCCGGAAACCGGUUAUUGCAGAAAAACUUUCUGAAGCAGGAAGUAGUUCAGAGGUUCUUGCGCCUCCUUUCUACUCUGCAAGAAAUUCCUCCUGACCUGGUCUGUGACAUUAAUCAAGACUGUGCCAGCACCUUCUUCAGAUUCUUAUUGGAAAAACAGAAAUGGCCUGAGGUGCUUCUGCUGCUGACCCGCAAAGUCAGUGGAGAGCCACCGCUUGGAGACUGCUUCAUCAAAGACUGCAGCUUCUCAGACCUCGACAUCUGUACCAUCAUCCCCCACCUCAGCACCUGGGACCAGCGGAAGACACAGCUUCUGGGCUGCCUGAUAGACAGAGGAGCCUUGCCUGAUGGUCUUCAGGAGAGCCAGGAGAAGCCACUUGUCAUGUGCCUGAAACAUGAGGACUUCGAAUUGGCUUUCCUUCUCUUGACCAAGGGCGCAGACCCCCGUGCUAUUUCUCUCAUGGAAGGUGAUACGCCUUUGCAUGCAGCACUCCACAUCUUUCUAGAGAUCAAAGCUGACAUUGGUUUUAGCUUCCUCAACCAUCUGUUGGAUCUGUUUUGGUCCAACCCCACCGAAUUCAGCUACCUCAACCCCAACGUCCAGGACGGCAACGGGAACACGCUGAUGCACAUCCUCUUCCAGAAGGGCAUGCUAAAGCGCGUGAAGAAGCUGUUGGACCUGCUCGUGAGGUUUGACAUCAACUUCAACCUGAAGAACAAAGAGGGCAAAGAUGCACGGCACCGGAUCAAGAAGAAUGACUCUCUGCUCCUGGCCUGGAACAAAGCUCUCAUGGAGAACAGGCGGAGGAGCCGGCAGGACUCUGCUGCCCACUUGGGGAAGCCCUCCAGGUCCACCGCCCCUGGUCACACGUCCCAGCCCAAGUCCCAGGGUUCUUUCAAGUCACUGCCAUGUGGUACCACUGCCAGAACCCUGUCUGAAGGAAGUGCAGUCCCUGACAGCUGGGAGACUCUCGCAGAUACCCAGGUGACCAGGGAAGAGCCUGGAGCUCUCAGGACACGCUCUCUGAGAGACCGCCUUAUGCAGGACAUCACAGAUUUGAUUCAGCAGGUUGAAGUGGAUCCAUCUUUCUCAGAGGACUGUCCUCAGAGCUCUGAGCCUCUGGAGGCAGUAGCUGGCAAGGAAGGAAAGAAAGAUGAGCUCCAGCCGACCCUGGGUGCAGGGGCCCCUGACUGUAGUGUGGCAGGGGAAGGACAUGCUCAGGGGGGCCUGGAGGCCUUGCAGCUUGUGCCCGCUGAUAACGGAGGGAAGGAGGGCAAUGACAAUCAGGAUGACAGGAGCACGCAGGAGAUUGAGGCCUGCCUCCAGGACUUUGAUAACAUGACCUGGGAGAUCGAGUGCACUUCAGAAAUCCUGAAGAAGCUGUCUAGUAAGGUCAUGUCUAAAGUCAUCAAGAAGAAAGUCAUCCUUGCCAUCCAGCAGCUGGGGAAUGGCGAGUGGACCCACGGCUUGCAGAAGCGACUGAAGCACCUGAAAGGAAGCAUCCUGCUCUUCGAAGCCAAGCUGGACAAAGGAGCCCGGAUGCUGUGGGAGCUUGCCAUCGACUUCUCCCCUCGAUGCAGUGAGAGUCCUGAGAAGAUCAUUGCCGUAGAGCAGAACACGUGUGCCACGGAGAAAUCAGGGCGGAUCUACACAGAAAUCAUCCGGAUUUGGGACAUUGUCUUAGAUCACGGUAAACUGGCCGAUUCCAUCAAGGCCAUCUGCAGUGCCUACAACCGGGGCUUGUCCUGUGUCCUGAGGAAGAAGCUGAAGGGUAUCAAUAAAGCUCAAGUGUCAGCUAACAUGAAAAUUCAGAAGCGUAUACCUCGCUGCUAUGUGGAGGACACGGAGGCCGAGAAGGGCAAGGAGCAUGCCAAUCCUGAGUACUUUCCCCCGGCCAGUGCAGUGGAGACAGAAUAUAACAUCAUGAAGUUCCACAGCUUCAGCACCAACAUGGCCUUUAACAUCCUGAAUGACACGACAGCCACGGUGGAGUAUCCCUUCCGGGUGGGUGAGCUUGAGUACGCGGUGAUCGACCUCAACCCCAGGCCACUGGAGCCCGUCAUCCUUAUUGGGCGAAGUGGCACGGGGAAGACCACCUGCUGCUUGUACAGAUUGUGGAAGAAAUUCCACGUUUACUGGGAAAAAGCUGAGCAGGCAGGGAGCCCGUUGCUGGCCAAACAGAUCUGGCUGAAGAGAAGGUUGGAAGUGGAACUGGGAAAAGAGGGUCCGGGUGGGGAGGAAGAGGAGGAGGAAGAGGACGAGGAAGAGGAAGGUUCUAUCGAAGUGGAAACAGUUGACAGCAUAGAUGAGCAGGAGUACGAAGACUGCACAGGGGGAGCCUGUGUGGAGCCAGCCGGGGGCGGCCAAACCGCAGAAGCGUGUGCACCAGAAGAUCCCCACCAGCUGGAGCAUCUGCAUCAGAUCUUUGUGACCAAGAACCACGUCCUGUGCCAGGAGGUACAAAGGAAUUUCAUUGAGCUUUCCAAGUCCACCAAGGCCACCAGUCAUUACAAACCACUGGACCCCAACAUUCACAAACUGCAGGACCUGAAGGACGAGAACUUUCCUCUCUUUGUCACUUCCAAGCAGCUGCUUCUCCUGCUUGAUGCGUCUCUGCCCAAACCAUUUUUUCUGAGAAACGAAGAUGGAAGCUUGAAAAGAACCAUCAUAGGCUGGUCCACACAGGAAGAGUCGACCAUCCCCAACUGGCAAGAGGAUGAGGAGGAGGCUGAGGUGGAUGGGGACUACAGUGAGGAGGAUAGAGCUGUGGAAAUGCGUACAGGUGACAGUGACCCCCGGGUGUAUGUGACGUUUGAAGUGUUCAAAAAUGAAAUAUGGCCCAAGAUGACCAAAGGGAAGACCACCUACAACCCCGCACUGAUUUGGAAAGAAAUAAAAUCUUUUCUAAAGGGCUCUUUUGAGGCCCUCAGCUGUCCCUAUGGGAGACUCACUGAAGAAGCAUAUAAGAAAUUAGGGAGGAAGCGGUCCCCCAAUUUCAAGGAAGAUCGGAGUGAGAUCUAUAGCCUCUUCUGUCUGUAUCAGCAAAUCAGGUCCCAGAAAGGUUAUUUCGAUGAAGAGGAUGUUCUGUACAACAUAUCCCGGAGGCUGUCGAAGCUGAGGGUGCUUCCAUGGUCCAUCCACGAGCUUUAUGGUGAUGAGAUUCAAGACUUUACCCAAGCUGAGCUGGCACUGCUGAUGAAAUGCAUCAACGACCCCAACGCUAUGUUCCUCACGGGGGACACGGCGCAGAGCAUCAUGAAGGGUGUGGCCUUCCGCUUCAGCGAUCUGCGUUCUCUGUUCCACUAUGCCAGCAAAAGCACCGCCGACAAGCAGUGUGUUGUCCGGAAGCCCAAGAAGAUCCACCAGCUGUACCAGAAUUACAGGUCCCACUCAGGAAUCCUCAAUCUGGCCUCUGGAGUGGUAGAUUUACUUCAGUUCUAUUUCCCAGAGUCUUUUGAUCGCCUUCCAAGGGAUACUGGCCUCUUUGACGGUCCGAAGCCAACUGUUCUGGAGUCUUGUAGUGUAAGCGACUUGGCAAUUUUGCUGCGAGGGAAUAAAAGGAAAACUCAGCCCAUUGAAUUUGGAGCCCACCAGGUCAUCCUUGUGGCCAAUGAAACGGCAAAGGAGAAAAUUCCAGAAGAGCUGGGUUUAGCACUUGUGCUAACAAUUUAUGAAGCAAAAGGCUUAGAAUUUGAUGAUGUCCUCCUUUACAACUUUUUUACUGAUUCUGAGGCUUAUAAGGAAUGGAAGAUCAUUUCCUCAUUCACACCUACAUCAACUGACUUCAGAGAGGAAAACCGGCCGUUGGUUGAAGUACCCCUGGACCAACCAAGCUCUGCUCAGGGGCGAUCUCUCAUGGUGAAUCCAGAAAUGUACAAGCUCCUCAACGGGGAGCUGAAGCAGCUGUACACCGCUAUCACGCGGGCUCGGGUCAACCUCUGGAUCUUUGAUGAAAACCGAGAGAAACGGGCUCCCGCGUUCAAAUAUUUCAUUAGGAGAGAUUUUGUCCAAGUUGUAAAGACAGAUGAAAAUAAAGACUUUGAUGAUAGCAUGUUCGUUAAGACCUCAACUCCUGCGGAGUGGAUUGCCCAGGGAGAUUACUACGCCAAGCACCAGUGCUGGAAGGUUGCAGCCAAGUGUUACCAGAAAGGAGGUGCAUUUGAGAAGGAGAAGUUGGCUCUGGCCCAUGACACUGCCCUGAGCAUGAAAUCCAAGAAAGUCAGCCCCAAGGAAAAGCAGUUGGGAUAUUUGGAAUUGGCUAAAACCUAUUUGGAAUGCAAUGAGCCAACACUGUCCCUUAAGUGUCUGAGCUACGCCAAGGAGUUCCAGCUGUCUGCCCAGCUGUGCGAGAGGCUGGGAAAGAUAAGGGAUGCUGCCUAUUUCUAUAAGCGAUGCCAGUGCUACAAAGAUGCUUUCAGAUGCUUUGAGCAGAUUCAGGAAUUUGAUCUAGCACUCAAAAUGUACUGCCAAGAGGAGCUUUUUGAAGAAGCUGCUAUUGCAGUGGAAAAGUAUGAAGAAAUGCUGAAGACCAAGACCCUUCCCAUCUCCAAGCUCUCCUAUUCUGCCAGUCAGUUUUACUUGGAGGCUGCAGCAAAGUAUCUGAGUGCAAAUAAGAUGAAGGAAAUGAUGGCUGUCCUCUCGAAGCUGGACACGGAAGACCAGCUGGUGUUCCUGAAGUCUCGGAAACGCUUAGCAGAAGCUGCAGACCUGCUGAACAGGGAAGGGAGGAGAGAAGAGGCCGCCCUGCUCAUGAAGCAACAUGGCUGCCUCCUGGAGGCUGCCAGGCUCACUGCCGACAAGGACUUCCAGGCCUCAUGUCUGCUGGGGGCUGCCCGCCUCAAUGUGGCCAGGGAUUCCGACAUAGAGCACACCAAGGACAUUCUGAGAGAAGCACUUGAUCUCUGCUAUCAAACCGGCCAGUUGUCUGGCAUUGCUGAGGCCCACUUCCUGCAAGGGGUAAUUCUGAGAGACUUUCAGAAGCUCAGAGACGCCUUCUUCAAGUUUGACACACUCAACCACUCGGCUGGAGUGGUGGAAGCACUCUACGAAGCAGCCAGCCACUGUGAGGCCGAGUCUGAGAAGGUUCUGGCCCUGGCUCCAGGGGGCUUGGAAAUCCUUCUCAAUCUGGUCAGGGCCCUCAAAAGAGUGACCAACAAUGCUGAGAAGGAAAUGGUCAAAUCUUGCUUUGAGUUUUUUGGGAUUUCCCAGGUGGAUGCCAAGUAUUGCCAGAUAGCCCAGAACGACCCGGGGCCCAUAUUAAGAAUCAUUUUUGACCUGGAUUUGAACUUGAGAGAGAAGAAAACAAAAGAUCAUUUUUUGAUAAUGACUGACCAAGUGAAAUUAGCCCUAAACAAACACCUUUUGGGCAGGCUUUGUCAGAUCACACAGAGCCUACUUGGGAAGACCUACCGAGGAGUCUGCAUGAGGUUUAUUGUAGGCUUAAAAUGUGAAGAUGAAAACUGUGAACAUUUUCACAGGCCUGUGCGGCGUUGUGAAGCCAAGUGUUUAGUUCAGUCGAAAAUGAACUUGGUGGCAAUCAAUGGGUUGCUUUUGGAAGCCAAAAAAGUAUUCCCUAAAAUCUUAGCAGAAGAACUUAAAGAAAUUGAUUAUAUUUUGUCUACAGAUACGUAUUGCAGAUCCAUUCUGGAUGUCCUUUUCCCUAAACAUUUCCAUCAGAGAGUGUUGUCAGAAAACCCCAUGGCAUGCAAAGAAAUCCUCCAACCAAAUUACAAAUCCUUUCGGUCCUACAGAUUAGCUUUGAAAGAGUACAUCCACUUUCUGUUUGAAAACGAAAGCGCGCGCAGCCGCCGGGAAUCCACAGACCUGUGGCUGAGUGCCAUGCAAGCUUUCCUUCUCUCUUCCAGCUACCCGGAGGAGUUUGAAAAACUGCUCCACCAGGAGGAGGACAGCUACAACAGGGAACUCAAAGCUCUACAGUCCGAAAAAGACGAAAGGGGCCGGGGGAGAGGCAGCCGGAUAAAAGGAGUAGAAGGGAAAUCUGGCAUGCUGGCACCCAACAAGGAUGAUGGAAAUAUGGACAAGACCCACCUGUGCUUCAUCCGGCUGCUGGAGAAUAGCAUUGAUCAAUUCUACGUGCACAGGAACCCAGAAGACUACAAGUGGCUCUUUUUCCGUUUCAUGAAUGUCCUCAUCAAGAGGUGCAAAGAACCGCUCAUCCCCAGCAUUGGAAACACAGUGGCCCUCCUGGAGUUCCAGUUCAUCCACUGUGGGGUGGUGCUGGCCCGCCUCCGGAAGAAUGUCAUUCUGUGCCUCCCCAAGAGCUACAUUGCCCUCUUACACUACUGGGAGUUCCUGUUUAGCAAGAAGGAUAAGGAGCUUGGGGAUGUGUUCUCCAUCAUUCAGGACUACAAACCGAAGGACGUGACAAGAGCCAUUCAGGAUUUCCGGUUCCACCUCUCCUACCUUGCCAAGGUGCUGUGUGGCUGUGAGAAUGUGAACUUCAAUGUCCUGCUUGAUGCCUUCAGUGAAAUAGACUAUGUGGUCUCGGGCGAGGCUGAGCGGACGCUGGUGCUGUGCUUGGUGAUGCUAGUGAACGCUGAGGAGGUCCUGCAGCCGUAUUGCAAGCCUCUCCUGUACGGCCACUUCCAGGAGAUCGAGUCAAGGCUGCAGCUCAUGAGCAGGGCCUGCCCUGGCCAGGUUCCUGAGAGGCUUCUGAAGGUGGUGAGGCGGGUGUUGGUGGCAGUCAAUGUGAAGUCUGUGGCUGAGGCGCUGCAGGACCUGCUCUUUGAGCGGGAUGAAGAGUACCUGAUGGACUGUGAUUGGCGGUGGGACCCCGUGCACACCAAAGGGUCCAUGGUCCGUGGCCUCUAUUAUGAAGAGGUCAGACUCAACCGCCUGCUCUGUUUGGAACCCGUGGACUACUUUGCUGAACCUGAGUGUGAUUUUGGCCAGGAUGAGAUGGAUGAACUGGCAUUAGAAGACCGAGACCAUGUCUUGGCCACCAUCCUUUCCCAAAAGCAACGUAAGGCCUCCAUCCAACGGAAGUUGAGGAGGGCAUGCCUGGUGGUAUCUCUGUGUAUCAGUUGGAGGAGAAGAGUGGGGACCCAGAUGGAGCGUGUCAGGGAGGAGGCCAGGGAGCCCGGGGCUGGGAACUUCAAAAAGGCGGAUGUGGAUAGGACCCAGUGUGACCUGUGUGGAGUGAAGUUUACCCGUGGCCCAGAGAACUACUUCAGCUCCAGCAAAGCAUUUGAGGGGGCAGCUUCAGAGGUGGCUGUCCUUUCUGGGGCUGAGCUGGAAGGGAAGGAGUGUCAGGAGAGGAACAGCGAGUCGUACGAGCAGCACAUCCAUCUAGAACACCACCAGAGGCAGCAAGUGGCCUACCAGAAAUACUCAGAAUUUUUCCAUGAGAAGGUGGACCCCGCCAUCGAUGAAGGCAAGCUGGUGGUGCAGGACAUCGAGCAAAGCGUAUGGAUCCACAGUCACGUGGGCUCCAAGGAGCACAGCCACAUGCUGCAGAGGAAGGUCCAGGAGCACAUCAAGAGGGUUUCGGAUAUGGUGGAGGACCUCUACAGGCGGAAGGCCUGGACUGGCGCGGAGGAGGCGAUGACUCAGCUGGCCAACAUUCUGAUCCUGUCAGUCAGGGCUGCACGAGACUGGUUGAUGAAAACGGAGGUCCGCUUAAAGGAGGAAGGAAUCGUUCAGGAAGAUGAUUAUGAAAAUGAGGUUGAAGACUUUGGUGAGCUUCGUCCUAGAAGGCGUUCUCGGAAAUGUGGAAAGCUGAAAAAGUACUAAUGUCCACACUGCUGCUGCCUCCUCAUCCUUCGGAACAUUCCAUUCUGACUUAGAAUCCUGAGUGCUGGGGCAGAAGACAAAAAGAAUGUGAAUUAGCAUUUUAAAAAGUAGGGGAGUCUGACAACACCAUUGCUUUUUGUUCUCAUUAUUCUCUUUCAGUGGCUUAGGGUCUGAUUGCUCCCUCACCUGCAAGGACCUCUAAAGUGUUGCCAAGUAGAUUGUAGCAGUACUGGUUCUCCCCACAAACAAGUUCAGGUAGAGGAGUUGUAUUUGAGGGGAAUGUUUGGGACUCCUCAUUCCAUGGUCCUUGGGCCGUCUGGCUAUCCCCAUCACGACCUGAGUCAGUAGCAGAGGACUAGGUGUUAAGACAGACAUUCCUCACCUCAGAGUCGCUGCUGCUCUGGGCCAGGAAAUCUCUUUUAUGGAUUCCCUCAUCCCCGGCUACACUGCUACAGCAUCAAGUGUGCUGUGAGAGCCGUGUGUGCCCAGGGGUGGGCCUACCACUGGCCACCAGGCCACAUGCUAGUCAUCUCUGGGCCCAUUUGUAGUGUAGUUUUUUCUGUUAGAGACGUUAGCCUUUUCUCUCUGUGGCAACUUUUCUGCCUCACCUCCCUCUGUUUUUUGUGACUCAUUCUUAGCUACCUGUGCAAGUCACAGUUAGACUACCUCAGAAUGUAGUCAAGAAUUCACCCAGUGUUCUUUGCAUGUCCCUUCCCUAGAGGGAAAGGCUGGGGAAUGCUGGGAGCAGUCCCAGCUGCCUCUCCAAAGUGGUCCUAAUUCUGCCUUGGCUAUGGUCCAGACCUUCCAAAAAGUGUUCUGUAUACAGCCUAGUCUAGUUUUGUUGGUUCACGCUGGUGAGUUUGCCAUCCUAGCUUAGGUUAACAUUCUGAUGACUUUCUGCUUGCUGAAUUAAUCACUGUAGGACAGUGACCUGCAGAGCUGCAGGUUAGAGCAAGUGGACAGAGGAGACAGCCAGCCGAGCCAACUCUGUCACUGCCACGUGGCUGGCAGGCCCUAUAAGAGGGUGAGUCUGGGCCUGUUUGUAGGAGGUCGUUGCUUACCCUCUCCCCACGCUGAGUCAGCAGCCAUCAGCGUGGUCCCACCUGGGAAGCCUUCAUGCCUCUCUGAGUGUUACUGCCCAUCCUUACCCCAGCCCUCAGCUCAGCCUGGUGUGAAAGACCAGGUGCACACUGGUCUUUGAUUGACAGCAGAACCAGCCCCGCCCCCCACCCCACCCCCGUUGCUGCUGCUUUUGCUGCUCAUGCUGCUCAUUGUUUUCUUUCUCUUCUUGUCUUUCCAAAUUGUUUCCUUGAAAUGCUUGUUUCUAAAUUUUCUUAAAUUAUGUUUCUAAUUUUUUAAAUUCCAGGUGUAUUUUUUUUUACUUGACAGAAAAAAAAAAGAAAACCUUAAUAAUAUCUUGCUGUAUAAUCACAUUUUUUAUAAAGUUAAAGCAUUUCUCUUA
Messenger RNA from Callithrix jacchus (white-tufted-ear marmoset), 10772 nucleotides. RefSeq names its product tetratricopeptide repeat and ankyrin repeat containing 1 (gene TRANK1). NCBI's taxonomy places the organism in Eukaryota, Metazoa, Chordata, Mammalia, Primates, Cebidae. The record is from RefSeq and is a predicted model, not a curated record. Gene Ontology annotation, molecular function: protein binding; ATP binding.